AGCAACACGACAGCGGAUGUAGCGGCAGUAGUCUACAAUCGGCAACCAUGUAGCGCUGAAAGCACAAAUCUCUCCCCCUUACUAGCUUAACUACAACGUCCUCACAGUUAUUCAUGCCGCCAUAAAGUAACAGUGUAUCAAAAUGUGUUUGUGAGGAUAAGUGUACGCCAGGACGGAGAUUACAAGGCGAGGGAGUCGAGUGAGAAACCGAAGCCAGUGGCACUAUCUGCCCUCGCCUGGACGUUUGGAAGGGAACGUAGGGCAACUCUUCUGAUUUAUUAGCCUACCUUGGCGUUUUAUCAGCUCUUUAAAUGACUGCACUUGUGCAGCUAAGGGUUUUUUAGUGUCGGGGGAAGGGCGCGUAACGCUAACGGAUACCGGGGUUUGUAGUUAGCACCAGGUCUGGUUAUCCGCGUUACCGCCCCGUUUUUUCUCUCCUGUACGAACGCUAUCAGCACGGCAGGGAGAAGGCUGAAGAUACAGGGUUAGAUUGGGACUAUAAUCAAAGCCUGCUUACGCCAUGGGGAAUACAACCUCCUGCUGCGUGUCUUCGAGCCCUAAACAUCGGAGGAACAACCACUCCAGGCUCGAGCCCUACCGGCCGGAGCCGGAGCUGAGCCGGGAGGACACGGGCUGCAACCUCCAGCACAUCAGCGACAGAGAAAAUUUAGACGACUUGCCCAUGGAGUACAAUCCCUCAGACCAUCCCCGGGCCAGCACCAUCUUCCUCAGCAAGUCACAGACUGACGUUGCUGUGCCCAACAAGAGAGUUCGAGAAAAGCGGAAGAGCCUUUACAUCAACCAUUUUACACACAUUUCGGAGAGCAAGCAUCAUCCAGGCCCAGUGAGACGGAAGUACAGCUCAUGUUCCACCAUAUUCCUUGAUGACAGCACCGUCAGCCAGCCCAACCUCAAAUACACCAUAAAAUGUGUAGCCCUCGCCAUAUACUACCACAUAAAGAACAGAGAUGUCGAUGGAAGAAUGUUGUUAGACAUUUUUGAUGAGAAACUGCAUCCGCUCUCGAAGUCGGAGGUUCCUCCUGAUUACGACAAACACGACCCCGAGCAGAAACAGAUCUACCGCUUUGUCAGGACGCUGUUCAGCGCUGCACAGCUCACUGCUGAGUGUGCCAUCGUCACACUGGUGUAUUUGGAGAGACUCCUGACUUACGCCGAGAUCGACAUUUGCCCUGCCAACUGGAAGCGUAUCGUGUUAGGGGCCAUCCUCCUGGCAUCGAAGGUCUGGGACGACCAAGCAGUCUGGAACGUCGACUACUGCCAAAUUCUCAAGGAUAUCACUGUGGAGGACAUGAAUGAGCUGGAGCGUCAAUUUCUAGAGCUGCUGCAGUUCAACAUCAACGUGCCGUCCAGCGUCUACGCCAAGUAUUACUUUGAUCUGCGCUCAUUGGCUGAGGCCAACAACCUCAGCUUCCCCCUGGAACCUCUCAGCAGGGACAAGGCUCAAAAACUAGAGGCCAUCUCGCGGUUGUGUGAUGACAAAUACAAGGACUUGAGGAAACAAGCCAAGAAGCGAUCAGUGAGUGCGGACAACCUGACGGUGGUGCGGUGGUGUCCAGCCAUCAUCUCAUAACACUGGCUGCAUGCAGCACUUGGAUGGACCUGUCAGACAAUACCAUACUGUAUUUCUGCCUAGUAAGCAGGCACCCCAGGUGGGCAGGAGUCCUGUGCAUUAGUGGGUCUGUCUGGAAUACACACACACACACACACAAAAUCUAGCACUUUUACAAGUGUGAUUGCACCCUCUUUGGUCAUUGUACAUAAAAGAAGUCCCACUGGCUGCCUGCACUGAACCAAACGGAGCUGAGCUGAACCAAACUGAAGUGUGUGAGUGAAAGUUGUUGGAAUGAAGACCUUGACUGCAGAAGAAAAGAAGAGGCCAAACACAAACACAGCCGACGAUAUGAGAGACUGUGUGAAGCUGGGGAAGAGAAGAUAAGAGCAAGCCUAACGCGAAAGUGGCGGCGACGUUCUGUAAUUCCUUCUGAGGCUGGACAGACUUGUGCGGUUGCUUGACGGUGGCCGUGUACAUUCCUUUCGUUUUAAUCUUGUGGUUCGGUUUCUUACCUGAAGCACAAGAUGACUGAUGUUUUUGGGUUUUUUUUGUUUUUUUUGACAGCUUACAGGCACAUUUCAAAGUUUUAAAGUGCUGAAUUCCUUGGUUUGUGUCAGUGUUUUUUUGUUCAUAUGUUCCUCUGCAUUCCCAUCCAGCAAAAACUUCCACUUGCCGAUCCAAGCAUACACAUGGAAAAGACAUGCACAUUCCACUGUUCACAUACAAGACAAUACUUUUGGACUGGUUACAUAUCAUUUGUGCUCCCUGACAACAUAUUCCACCAAGCAUUCCUUUACAUUGUAGCCAUUUUAGUGAAGCUCAUGUUCAGACGGCGUUUUGACAGGACUGUGCUUUUCUAGUUAUAGCUUCUCUUCAUCGAGGCCAUCCAGCCACCGUACAGCUAUUCACUUAAAGCAAUAUUCAUGCAGUGCUUUGUUGUUGUGAGUAAAUACGAUGAAGCAUGCAUACUUGGGAGCAGAUUGACUGGAAGGCAGUGGUCCACCACUCUCUGUCAGAUAAGGCAUACUGUAGACCUUAUGUUGUACUCAAUUCACUGCCAUUGUCCUGACCUGUGGUGCCUGUAAUAAGCUAGUUUAACACUUCUCCCCUUUCUACCAGAGGGAUAGAACAAAUAACUGAAGUUUUUGUUUUGUUUUGUUUUUUCUUUUACAUUUUUGUAUGGUUCUUCCAGCUUACACAGAAACAGCACAAAUGGAAUAUCAACAUUUAGAAGCCACUAAAAGCAGAAUUCUUCAGGGUUGUUUUUCUUUCUUUGUUGUUGUUGUUGUCGUUUGGAAAGGACCGAAAUGAAUGACAAAGCAUUAAGUGACAACUGAAACACUGCUUACAAAAAAAUAGAUUGUAUACAUUUUGCUAAAUUGUCUCUGUACAGUGUAAAUACAGCACCAGUGAGGUCAUACUGUAAAAAAAGGAAAAAAACACAGAAUGAUGUUAAAAUAUUUAUAUUGGAUCAGUUUUUACAGAACAUGAGGGGGAUGCUAAAUAUAUUUCAUUCCUUGUUUCUUUGACAAAUCAAGUGAAGACAAAAGUUGAAGUAUUAAGAUUUAAACGGGAGACACCACUUAAGAGUUUCUGUCUGUUUUCUUGUUUCUUGUUGCGUUGUUGUCACACUGCAGAUAAUGCCAAGUUUUUAUGUGUUACAUAUGGUAUGUAGAUAAUACCGGACAAUUCAGGCUUACUUUGUGGUCUGUAAUCAUUUUAAAGAUUUUUUAGGCCUUCUCUGUGGAAGCCUUGCCAGACUCAUUCACAUAUUUUUAACUGGUGAUAAUGAAUUUUUUUCUUUUUUUUUUGAUUUUUUUAUGGAGCCCCUUAACAGGUUAUCAGACAAGUCAGAAAUACGAUAUAACUGAAUACAUCAUUAAAUACUGUUGUUAAUUGUAUAAUAAAAAUAGUGAAAAAGC
Molecule: messenger RNA, 3495 nt
Organism: Scatophagus argus
Lineage: Eukaryota; Metazoa; Chordata; Actinopteri; Scatophagidae
Gene: ccny
Product: cyclin Y
Exons: 12
Coding region: 521-1591 (356 amino acids)
Biological process (GO): regulation of cyclin-dependent protein serine/threonine kinase activity; regulation of canonical Wnt signaling pathway
Cellular component (GO): plasma membrane; cytoplasmic cyclin-dependent protein kinase holoenzyme complex
Molecular function (GO): protein kinase binding; cyclin-dependent protein serine/threonine kinase activator activity
Source: RefSeq, a predicted model, not a curated record